Messenger RNA from Bipolaris sorokiniana ND90Pr, 2530 nucleotides. RefSeq lists its product as uncharacterized. The record is from RefSeq and is a predicted model, not a curated record. The transcript has 6 exons. Gene Ontology annotation, cellular component: fungal-type vacuole membrane; early endosome; late endosome. Bases 340 to 2301 code for a protein of 653 amino acids. Gene Ontology annotation, molecular function: sodium:proton antiporter activity. Gene Ontology annotation, biological process: proton transmembrane transport; vacuolar acidification; sodium ion transport. Lineage: Eukaryota; Fungi; Ascomycota; Dothideomycetes; Pleosporales; Pleosporaceae.
GGGCGAGGCAGCAACUCCCAGAGAACACAUACUUACAUACAUGCACACUGCAUACAAUCCACAUACAUCCUACAUACGCACACACAGACACGUCAGAGUGAAUUGAUCACGCUCGCCCUCACACCCUCACUGCCCUGCCCUGCCCUGCCCAGCCACUCUCACUGCCACUGCCUGCCCACUCGCGCCAUCCGCCCUCUGUCAUCUGGCGCGCCCGUGGCCUUCAUCCAAGACCCACGCCCAACACCACCACCUGUGCCGUCCAUCACACGCGCCCUGCCCCCUCGACUCAUCCGCGAAGCGACGCGAUCCGGCCCAUGAAAGCGCCGCCUUGAGCCCAGCAUGGCUUCCAUAAUGGGCUGGUGGGCCGUCGGCCAGCUCCUCAAGCGAGACACGACCGACGCAGACCCGGACGACGAACCCGAAGCCGGCCAAAAGGAAAUCUUCACAUCGUGGGCCUUGUCCAUCCUCAUUGUCCUACUCAUCAUCGCCCUCUUUACCAGCUACAUCCUGCAUACGCGCAAAAUACAAGCCGUCCAUGAAACUGUCCUGUCCAUCUUUGCUGGAAUGGUCGUUGGUCUCAUCCUCCGCCUGACAGCAGUAGCAUCCGUGCGGGAUGCCGUCAGUUUUGACUACCAAAUGUUCUUCAACCUGCUGCUGCCUCCCAUCAUCCUGUCGGCCGGCUAUGAACUGCACCAAGGCAACUUCUUUCGUCAUAUCGGCACUAUCCUUACCUUUGCCUUUGCCGGAACCUUCAUCUCUGCUCUAGUCCUCGGCCUCAUUCUGUUCCUCUGGACCAGGAUCCCUCUCGAUGGCUUCAAGAUCAACUUUGUCGAGGCCAUGUCCGUGGGCGCCACCCUUUCGGCUACGGACCCCGUGACCAUUCUCGCCAUCUUUGAUACUUACAAAGUAGAGCCCAAGCUGUACACACUCAUUUUUGGCGAGUCCAUCUUGAAUGAUGCCGUUGCUAUCGUCUUGUUUGAAACCGCACAAAAGUACAAGGAUGGCGCAGAGUCGCUGGGUAUCCUUAGCCUUUUCGAGGCCUUUGGCAUCUUCUUUGGCGUCUUCUUCGGUAGUCUGUUUAUUGGUGUCACGGUCGGCAUUGCCGUCUCUCUGAUGCUCAAGUUCACCUAUGUCAGGCGUUUCCCCAAGACUGAGAGUUGUCUGAUUAUCCUCACUGCAUACUUGACAUAUUUCAUGUCCAACGCCAUCCACAUGUCGGGUAUUGUCUCGCUACUAUUCUGCGGUAUAUGCAUGAAGCACUACGCUUACCACAACAUGUCGAGGCGAACACAGCUUACUACCAAAUUUGUCUUCCAAGUUACGUCACAGAUUUCGGAGAACUUCAUCUUCAUCUACCUGGGACUCUCGCUCUUUACAGAUGACAAGCUUGACUACAAACCCCUGUUUAUUCUCAUUACCGUUGCCGGCAUCUGCGCGGCUCGAUGGUGUGCCGUGUUUCCGCUUUCUAGAAUCAUCAACUCCGUGACCCGGUACCGCCAGCGCAGGCGUGGAGAAGAGCUUGUGGAAGAGAUUCCCUGGUCUCACCAAGCCAUGAUUUACUGGGCAGGUCUGCGUGGUGCCGUCGGUGUUGCGCUCGCUGCAGGCCUGACAGGUAACAACGGCGAUACUCUACGAGCAACUGUCCUUGUCGUCGUCGUCUUGACUGUCAUCAUCUUUGGCGGCACCACCGCGCGCAUGUUGGAAAUCCUCGGGAUUCGCACCGGUGUCGUUGAAGAAAUCGACAGCGACGACGAAUUCGACAUUGAGGUCGUCAACGGCGGCACAUAUAGCCGCAAGCAAGGCCAAGGCUAUGGUCACACCCCACGCCCCAGCCAGGGCGCCUUCACCCUCAACAACGUCAACAGCCAAGAAGGUUCCUAUUCCAGCGGCUCCCGCAGCCGCAGCAGUCCCCGAACCCGUCCAAACGGCGCUACCCGGCGCAACUCCAGCCACGUCCGCGCCCGCGAUGGCGCAGACCAGGGUCUCCUCAGCCCCGGAGACAGCGCCUCAAACGACGAAGACGACAUUGAUCUCGACUUACCCCCGAGCGCCCGCCGCUCCCCCAACCGCUCAUCAUCCCCACUUGCAGGUGCUUCUCAGACAGUAUCACCGUACCCGACUUCCGGUCAUAGACCACCAGAAGGUCCCGGUAGAGUUGCUACUGCUACUGGUGCGGUAAAGCAGCUUAUCAGUGAAAUUAGCCAUGAUCCUGCAAACGCCUUUAAGCAGAUUGAUGAUGGCUUCUUGAAACCGCAUUUGUUGCUUGAUCCAAAGGGUCCCGGUGGGCCGAGUAACGUUUGAUUUUUCAUUAUUUCUUUGGAGGUCUAUCUCAGUUAAGGGAAAAGAAUAGGCACUAUGUGCCUUUGUCUAGGGCAUUUGUGGCGUCUUGUCUUUUAUUUGGAAUUGGAAAUGGAGUUGGAAAUGAGAUAUUAUUCAUCACCAUGUCUCAAUGGUCCAAGUGAGAUGAAUGAUCUGUGCUGUAUUUUAGUCUUGUACAACAUUGCUCGUUGCCUUGUCCAUCUAUGUUGCC